AUGUUUCAGCACACACAGACCAAAAAUUUGAGAAAUGCGCUGAAGAAGGCCUCGGCCGACUUCCGAUCUGAUGUAGUUACAGUUCCGACCGAAGAGAUGAUGCAGGAUAUCCUGGAUGCCUCUGUUGGCGACGAUAUUUACGACACGGAAGGCGGUUUUUCCGUCAAUGUUCUUCAAGACAAGCUUGUUAAAAUGAGUGGCAAAGAAGCAGCACUUUUGGACUGCUGCGGGGACCAUGGAUCGGCUACUCGCGAAAUCCAAGACUGCAGUCUCUUCUGA
Molecule: messenger RNA, 279 nt
Organism: Penicillium canescens
Lineage: Eukaryota; Fungi; Ascomycota; Eurotiomycetes; Eurotiales; Aspergillaceae
Exons: 2
Coding region: 1-279 (92 amino acids)
Biological process (GO): amino acid metabolic process
Molecular function (GO): lyase activity
Source: RefSeq, a predicted model, not a curated record